GGUGGACAACGACAGAUGAGGUACCAGCUGAAAAAAAAUAUUUCAAUGGUAUACCAGCAAAUCAAGUGAGGACCACAUCGCCAGUUAAACAUAUGACAGACGAUCAAUGGAAAGCAUUGGUGGAGAUGUGGUCAGACGCAAAGCACAAGGAAAAGUGUACCAAAAACCAACUAAAUCGAGAGAAUGUCCGGUUACAUCAGCGCACUGGAUCUCGAUGCUACAUUGCACAGGCCCAUGUUGUGGAUGAUAUGGAAGGCAUUAUGAGUGAACCAGUACAAGAUGGACAGGAACCAAAGUCAGCAAAAGAAACUGUUUCUCAGGUUGUCAAAUCAACUACUUUUCUUCGUGUUGCAGGUGUUUGUUCAGCCUCCAAGAGUACCUCUAGAGGUGCAAUAUCAUCACAGGUCCACGAUCUUCAGGUUGAGCUUGAGAAUGAGAAGCAAGAAAAAGGAGAACUUCGACAAGAGUUGGAUAAUUUGAAGAUGGAAUCAGAAACUUCAAGGGUAAAACAUUCUGAGGAAAUAGAGGGUUUAAAGAAGACAUCACAAGAAAUGCAUGGUCUCCUUCGCCAACUAUUGAGCUUCAACCAGGGUCAACACAAUCCAGGGUCAUAAAGUUACUAAGCCACCAACAGUGAACUAUUGUAGGAUGUUUCUGUUCUGAAAUUUGGUUUUUAGUUGAACUAUGUCUAGUUUUAUCAAUAGUUGGUUGCUAGUUGUUUACAUGUACAACUAAGUAGGUCCAAGUUUGUUGAUUUUUGUUACUGGUAGCUCCAAGUUGUGUUGAACAUUGUUGCUUCUUA
Molecule: messenger RNA, 802 nt
Organism: Zea mays
Lineage: Eukaryota; Viridiplantae; Streptophyta; Magnoliopsida; Poales; Poaceae
Exons: 4
Coding region: 93-614 (173 amino acids)
Source: RefSeq, a predicted model, not a curated record